Vanrija pseudolonga is the source of this 1075-nucleotide messenger RNA. RefSeq lists its product as uncharacterized. The record is from RefSeq and is a predicted model, not a curated record. Lineage: Eukaryota; Fungi; Basidiomycota; Tremellomycetes; Trichosporonales; Trichosporonaceae. The transcript is spliced from 3 exons. Bases 22 to 1023 code for a protein of 333 amino acids.
GAAACUACUCACACACUGACGAUGAGCGGUGUCGAGACAGGCUCUAUCACCGUCGCGCUCGUGCCCGCGCUCCCCGGCUUGGGGUGGGGAGACGACCUUGCCGCCGAGACCACCGAUCCGUUCGGCGCGGUGCGCGCGCUCCCGCCGAACCUCGCGAAGGAGAUCAAGGCUGCCCGAGCCGCAGGGCACGGCGCCGAGCUGUUCCCCUGCUUCGAACUCUCGUGGGCUAACGCCAGCGGCCUCGCCACCGUAGCCAACGCGCUCGGCGCGACCCGCGUCUCCGCCCUGGCCGUCACCGCCGUGUCGUCCGAGGAUGCCCUCACCGCCCUCCUCCCACGCCUGCACCUCCCGACGCUGCAGACGCUCGAGUUCCGCCUCCUCGCGUCCCCGAGCAGCGAGUACGUCGACUUUCCCUACCCGACCCUCCUGGACCCCAAGGCGCUCGGCAUCCCGAUCGCACCCCUCGCUGCCCUGCUGGCGGGCUCGCGGGCGCGCGCACUCGCCAACGUCGUCCUGCGGCCUAUCGUGCCCAACAUGCUCGCGAGCCAGAAACGCACCGCGGACGAGUUCCGCGCGCAGCUUGUACAGGCGCUGCCGCAGGGCCACGGCCUGGACGGGGUGUGCGUUGGCCUCUGUGCCCUCCGCUCCGCGGACAAGUGGGACGACCUUGCGGGGUGCAAGUGCGCCAAGGCGGUAGAGAAGCACUUCAGCGACGCCAGGCGCAGAGGGCGCGCGUCGGCCGCGAGAAUCCACGCCGCGUCCGCGGUGCUCCUCCAUGCGGAGCGGGACGACCCGGCCCGGGCGUGCCCGCUCUUCGAGCUCCCGUACGAGCUGCUCGAGAGCGUGCUGGCGUACACUGCGCAAGACGACGUGCUCGACGAGCGGCAGGUGCGCGGGGUGAUCAAGCAAGCCGGGGAUCGAGAUACGCUGCGCCGCACGCUCGGCGCGUUUGCGCGGCACGCCGCCGCCGGCGUGCCGAGGUCGCGUGCCAUCACCGAGUGGUGCGUCAACGGCGGGUUGUAGGUUCUUUUUCGUUGUAAAUACCCAUUGUAUGCCACUGUUGCUGUGCUUCCGA